Coffea arabica (coffee) is the source of this 1899-nucleotide messenger RNA. RefSeq lists its product as uncharacterized. The record is from RefSeq and is a predicted model, not a curated record. NCBI's taxonomy places the organism in Eukaryota, Viridiplantae, Streptophyta, Magnoliopsida, Gentianales, Rubiaceae.
AUGAAUAACCAAAAACAGCCCAUCCACAUCUACCGUGAAGAACCCAGCUUUGAUGAUGAACAAGAAGAAGAUUAUAUCCUCAAUGGUUUUCCUUUACGGCGUGAAGUACUUGAUUUUGUUCUCAAUCGCGACAAGAAAGACCAUUUUGUCGCUUUUAUGAAUGACACUGAUAACAAAGACACCGAAUAUGACGAAGUAGAUGUGAUUGAUUGGGUAGCCCAAAUGCCUUGUUGGGCUGUGGAUAACAUGUUUUCUUAUGAUGCUGUCAAUUGUGUAACUGCUGUGCUCAAUGGAGAAACCAAGGAUAUUAUUUUUACCAAUGAUGCUGUUCCGUGCAAGGAUGGUAUACUUCUCCCUGGAUUGCAUAAAGCAGCACUGUUUCAUGCACCUAAGAUUGCCCAAUUAUUUCUCAAAAAUGGAGCUGAUCCAAACCUCAGAGUUGAUGUUAAUCAUAUGAGGAGCGUGUUGCCACUCCAUGUUACCCUUGAGAGCAUGCGAUCGGAUUAUAGCAUGCCUGAGUGGAUUUUACUGGAGGCUAAGAAAUAUGAUUCAUAUCGGUAUGAGGAAUUAUCAUUGUGGAUGGCUAACCCAAUUCCAGCGGGCCCAGACUUUGUCUUCAAGUUGCUUUAUUAUCUUAAUUAUCCAUAUCUGAGAAGGUCUCUUGAAAAUCUGAGGUUGCUCGCAAAGAAGACCAACAAAAUUGAUCAGGAGUUCUUUAAGUAUGUGAAAGAAAGGAGAGUGUUCGAGGUGGCAGCCUUGUUGAUGGUAGCUCGUGAAGAUGCUAUGCCUGGUGCAGAAGGACGUAAAAAAAUCCACGAUUUUCUUUCGACGGAGAUUGCAUCCCUGACUAAAGUUUCAUUAUGGUCAGUGUAUCACAUUGAAGAUGCAGGAUUUGCACAACAGUGCGAAACAAAGAAGAUGGAGGUUGAGGUAAUUCUGUUGUUAUUAGAAAUAUUUGAGCGGAUUGGUGACAAACUCACAGGUUAUCUUCAAAUGGAGCGAAAGGAGCCGUCAACGGUAGACGUGGCCAAAGAACUUGCUUGGAUCUUUGAGGAGGCAGGCAUUGACUUGAAGUUUAAGCUUUUAGACGAGACAAAAAGGAUGCCAUGGCAGUUUGAUCAUUACUCGACGUUCAUAGACCAGAAAGGUAUACAAAGGAUUUAUAACAGAUAUCAAUCCGCGGGGAGAAGGUUCUCAGCUGGCAACACAAUGGGUUAUCACAGACAAUCCUCAACUGGUGAGAUCUGUAAUCAGCAUGCUGUGGUACCUUUGAGUAACUGCCUUCGAGGGUCUUCCAGAAAAUUCUUUCAUACUUCGCAUUCUGUGAGACCCAAUCAGCAUUUCGGGUCUGCUACUCAAGUGAACAAAGUGUGCAGCGCUGUGCUGAAUUUCCAUCUCAAGCAACUAUGCAUUGCGCGAGCCUGCCAGGAUUUUCAUUCUGCAUCUCAAGUUAACAAAACGUGCAAUGGUGUGCCGCAUCUACAAUCCAAGCUACAAUCUGUUGUUGGAACUAUGCUGGACCUCCCAUCUACUGCUGGAUUGAUUGAAGCUUGCGGUAGGGUAUCAAAUAUGCAGUACAGGAAAAACUGUGCUUGCUAUGUGGCAACUCUAAAAAGGGGACUGAGAUGUAUAUGACUGACUUGCAGCUUGCUUAACAGUUGGAGCAUACCUUCCCUUUCCAGCAUUUUGGUAGUACUUUCCCUAUAUGUGGAGCCAUUUCUUACCCUGAAUUAUUUCAAUGUUUAUGAUGUCUGUUGGGCCUUGUCGCAUAGUUUGUAAUGGCAUUUUGGGAAGAUGAUUGUAUCUCGUUUCCCCUGACAAGGAUCGCAUUAUUGUUGAGAUAUGCCAACUUCUCCUACAAAUCUUGCUAGAUUGUGUUUGAUAUCAAAAUAAUUUUAG